UACCAUCCUCUUUGUUUUUGCUUCCGGUGGUUCACACCCACGUGUCUCAGUAUGGCAUGUUUGACUUAUAUGGUGGGAGUACCCAGCCAGCGUGUUUAGCUGUCUAUCACCAUUGCUGCAUUAAUUCAUUCUUAAUUUCGAACUUGUUUUAUUCUCAACGCUCCUUUCACCUACACUAUUCAAUUCUCCAUUUCUUCUCUCGAUGCGCAGACUCUGUUGAGCAAGGUCGAAGACUGGAGAACUUUUUCUGGCGACUCUGGCAAAGAGAGACCUUUGUUGUUGGCAAACAGGAGAAGACUGCUCCUACCACUCAUUCUCUCUCCCAUAACAUUCCUUCCGAGCCGAGGAGACCUAAUCUGCCUCAACUAUCUGGCAGUGUUGGGUCUCUCGUAGAUGCGAAGUAAUCGCGGACGCCACAUCAGCCCCGAGGACUUCAAGAAGAUGAUUGUUUCCAUCGCCAAGGACAAGGGUCUUCUGUCAACCCAUCGCCAUGAUGCUCACGUCGCCAAGGAGUCCUUGCCAGUUCCUCCAGCCCUCGAGCGAUCUGGUUCUACUACAACCGAGUCACAAUCGCCUGCAAAGCCCAUCACAGCUUCAGAGAGUUCACCAGAACCUUUGCUUCAAAAUCCUCCCCGCACUACUGUCGUGCGUGGCUUCUUGCCUUCCCAGAUUCCUACCCCUCGAACUAUUCCCGGUGCUGCUCAAUCAUCAGACGCGAUUCCUGAGCCUGAGUCAUCGCCUGUGUCUAAUGAACAGGGCCAGAGCCUCAGCAACAGCAAACUCAAAAUAGAGGAUGAGGCUCUUUUAGACUCGGAUACCGACGACUACAUCGACGAGGGCGCCAUUGAUGAUGAUGACGACUCUUCGGAUUGGGAGGACGCGACGGAGGAGAGCGGCAAAUCCAGCAUGGACGAUAAGUUCUUCCAGCGAGUGGAUUCUAAGCCCAACUUGACCUCACGACGAUCGCUCAUUACCCUCAUGCUUGCCCAGAAUGAUCGCGCACGCACUCUUGGUAACCACGCUUCUCAAUCGACUUCAGCCAUUCCACGAUCUUGUAUGGCCCACGGCCCAUCAUUGGGUGCCUCGCCUAAUGAUUCUGACGAGGCUCCCCUGAUGAUGAAGGGCAUGCGUGGUCCUGGUCUCAAGCCUAUUCGUGAGGUGCCUAGUUCUAGCGCUCAACCCAUCAUGACUGGCCCCAAUCGCAUUCAGCCUCAAGCUGCGCUGUCACCUCGGACCACUCGUCGCAACAUGUUGGCGGCUGAAUUGACCGAGUCUCUUCGACGCCACCUCCUCUGGGAGCGACAGCAGAAGUCGUCGACAGCCAAUGCCGUCCUCAAGCGACGCCAUAAAUCACAUGAUGUGGCCAAUUUGAAGCAGUACCCGGAGAGGCCUUGCAUGAAGAGCGAGUAUGUGAACUCGAGCAGCCAGAGGCAGUACUUUUCCGUUGAGGCCAACCGCGGAUACCACUCCAGCGGAUGGUGAAUAUUCACAGAUCUAUAUUAAUACAAAUUGUACAUAAAUUUCGAUAGCAGGGCAAAUUGCAUUGAAUUUCUAGCUAGCAACCUUGAUCCUAUCUUCUUCUGCUGAUAAUAAUUUGGGAUGCAUCUUGGGACUUUAAUGCCAAGGUCGGCGCUCUCCUGCCGUGAGCUGUACCAUGGAAGCUUGAAACGAGGAAGUCGUGGUUGAGUUACUCCAGAUAGCCUCCUCAUAUACUUCAAGCUGGGUCGACCCGGGUGAGAAUGCUACGAGUCAAGAAUGGGAAUGUUUCCAGAUAGUAAUUGUAUACAAAUCACUACGGUGCAGCAGGGACUUCAAUAAAAGCUGAUUGCUGUUGCGUAGUGUUUCGAGAGGAAGGGCUAUCGUUGCAUGUGAAUUAGCAG
Messenger RNA from Fusarium odoratissimum NRRL 54006, 1880 nucleotides. RefSeq lists its product as uncharacterized. Gene Ontology annotation, cellular component: cytoplasm. Bases 394 to 1482 code for a protein of 362 amino acids. The transcript is spliced from 2 exons. Lineage: Eukaryota; Fungi; Ascomycota; Sordariomycetes; Hypocreales; Nectriaceae. The record is from RefSeq and is a predicted model, not a curated record. Gene Ontology annotation, biological process: mitochondria-nucleus signaling pathway; regulation of nitrogen utilization; negative regulation of transcription by RNA polymerase II.